UAUAGCUCCUACUUUUAUCCUGUAAAUAUCUAGCCUCAAAGACUAGAUCAUUUCAGAAGAUGUGUCGUUUCAGAAUGAGAGGUGCUGUAGCUCUGCUGCUGUUUUCUCUGUUUGGGGCAUGGGCUGAAGCUACAGAGACGGCCCACAAGACCCCUGACAUCUGGUCUAAGCUGGAGGAGCUGAGAGACAUGGUGGUGGAACAGAGACAGGAGCUGAGCGUCACCAAGACUGAACUGCAGCUCCAGAAGAGCAAGGUGGAAGAGCUGGAGAAAGAGAAAGCAGGCAGACCAACUGUGGCCUUCUCUGCUGGUUUGACUGACUCUGGAAACGUAGGUCCAUUCAGUACUGCUACUACACUGAUCUUCAGUAGAGUCAUCACCAACAUCGGCAAGGCCUACAACCCAAUUACAGGCAUCUUCACAGCAUCAGUGAAAGGAGUCUACUUCUUCCGAUUCACGGCCAUGUCAUCCCGCCACCCACAACUCAUGGGCAUUGAGAUGUUUCACAAUAAUCAAAGAGUUCUAUAUAAUGUAGAAAGAAAUACAGUUGGAGGUUGGCAGUACAUAUCUAAUGCGUUGACACUAGAGCUGGAGAAGGGGGAUGUGGUCUACCUUCGUCUCCCUGGAGACCAGGGUCUCCAUGAUAGCCAUGAUAACCACAACACCUUCAGUGGCUUCCUGCUCUUCCCUGUGUGAGGACAGCACCAUUCUGUGAUGUGAGGAUUUUCCUC
This is a messenger RNA of Salvelinus fontinalis (brook trout), 730 nucleotides long. Its product is annotated as complement C1q-like protein 2. Bases 60 to 695 code for a protein of 211 amino acids. The transcript has 3 exons. The record is from RefSeq and is a predicted model, not a curated record. Gene Ontology annotation, molecular function: protein binding. NCBI's taxonomy places the organism in Eukaryota, Metazoa, Chordata, Actinopteri, Salmoniformes, Salmonidae.